Molecule: messenger RNA, 3779 nt
Organism: Tachyglossus aculeatus (Australian echidna)
Lineage: Eukaryota; Metazoa; Chordata; Mammalia; Monotremata; Tachyglossidae
Gene: DIS3L2
Product: DIS3 like 3'-5' exoribonuclease 2
Exons: 21
Coding region: 8-3448 (1146 amino acids)
Biological process (GO): miRNA catabolic process
Cellular component (GO): exosome (RNase complex); P-body
Molecular function (GO): RNA binding; 3'-5'-RNA exonuclease activity
Source: RefSeq, a predicted model, not a curated record
CGCGGCCAUGGAUCCCGGCGGACACGUCAGAGGCCCUCCUGCCCACGGGGUGAGGGAGAGCCCGGGGAAGCCCGCCGCCCCCAAGAAGAACGCCUACAACCGGCUCGUGCAGCAGCAUCACAGCGUCAGGUUCCGUUCCUACCUAAACUACGUCGCUCAGAAACUGCAGCUGGAGGAAGCGGGCCCGGCCGAAGCCCGCGCGGACCCCUCCCGCAAGAGGGGCCCGACCCAGGAGGCCUCCGUCCGGAACGGGCUGCCGGCGCACGGCUACUCCCCGGCCAGAGCCGCCCUGGCCGGGAUCCCGGCGUCCCCGGGCGCCCAGCGACGGCUCGAGGACGGUUCCGAGACCCUCAGGCGACCUCACGCCUCGACUCACGCGGAGCAGCCUCGGAGGGAUCCCGGCAGAGAGGGAAACGCGCGGUCCGGGGAAGGCUGCCGGCCCCGGCCCCGGCCAGCCUUCCCCGGGGACUCGGCGAGAGGGACCGAGGGCUUAGGGAACAGGGGGCCUGCCAGGACCCCGAGGCCCUUUGGGGCCCCGCCGAGGUUUCUGGGCCCCGAGGAGAGGGACGAAGCGGAGGCGGGCCGAAACCGAGCCCGGAGAAAUAGAGCCGGGGCGAACCUGGGCCGAGCCGACGAUUUUCGGGCCGCCGAGCAGCUCGGCGCGGAGUCGCCACCUUCCAGGGCGGGGAGACGAGGUCUGGCCCACUGGGACCGAACCCCAGGCGGUGACGAAAUUCCUUUCCAGACCAGGAAAGAUUCAGAGCCAAGCAGCACGCCCCAGAACCUCGAGAGGAAGAAGCUGCUCUUGGAUGAAAUAAUGAGCCAUGCAGAAGGCAGGGGCAACCCACGGCAGUUCGGGACUCCCAGAGGUAGUGUGGCCCACAUGGUCAGUCCUCAUGGAGUCGGCUUCAAACCAGGUGACAAAAGAUCCCCGAGCAAACCUAUGCGUGGGAAGAAGAGGAGCAUAUUCGAAGCCUACAUAUCCCGCGACCGUGUCUCCGAAGGGCUGAAGAGAGGAGGACUUAUCCAGGGCCUGUUGAGAAUAAAUCCGAAGAAGUUCCAUGAAGCUUUUAUUCCUUCCCCGGAUGGGACGCGAGACAUUUUUAUCGAUGGGGUUGUUGCUCGGAACAGAGCCCUGAAUGGCGACCUGGUCGUGGUGAAACUGCUUCCCAAAGAGCAGUGGAAGGUAAUAAAAGCAGAUGGCAGUGACAAAGAAACAGAAGUCGUAAAUGACUCAGACGAGUUUUUGGGGACCCCUCUGCCUCAGCCGCCUGUCAGAAAUGAUGCUGACAGUCCCGAUGUUAUCAUAGAGGCUCAGUUCGAUGACAGUGAAGCCGAGGACGGACAGGGGAGCUCGCAAAAUGUGCUGGCUGAUGGUAUCAGGAAACUUUCCUUCGGCACCCCUGAAAAGGGGGUCGACAGUGCUGAUGCCUUGUCUGCAAAGCAGGAAGACAGCGUUAAGGAGCAAGACCAAGAGAAGUUGCUACAGAGAUCUGCCAAGGUGGUGUACAUAUUGGAGAAAAAACACUCCCGAACAGCUACUGGCUUCAUCAAACUCUUGGCUGAUAAGUGCAGUGACCAGUUUCGGAAAUGGGCACUGUUCUCACCCUCUGACCACAGAGUGCCCAGGGUUUACGUGCCCCUCGCCGAUUGCCCUGCGGAUUUUGCCACCCGCUCCAAAGACUAUGCCAAUACGCUCUUCGUCUGCCGCAUUAUGGACUGGAAGGAAGACUGCAACUUUGCAACAGGGCGUCUGGCUAAGAGUCUUGGCCAGGCUGGUGAGAUUGAACCGGAAACAGAAGGGAUCCUGAUGGAAUAUGGGGUAGACUUCUCUGAUUUUUCUCCAGAAGUUUUGAGCUGCCUGCCCCAAGGUAUGCCCUGGACCAUCCCUCCCACCGAAUUCUCGAAGAGAAGAGAUUUAAGGAGAGACUGCAUCUUCACCAUUGACCCAUCAACUGCCCGAGACCUGGAUGAUGCGCUGUCCUGCAAGCCACUCCCUGACGGAAACUUUGAAGUGGGUGUCCACAUUGCGGACGUGAGUUACUUUGUUCCGGAGGGGUCGGCACUGGAUGAAGCCGCCAGUGAAAGAGCCACAAGUGUCUACUUGGUGCAGAAGGUGGUCCCCAUGCUCCCCCGAUUGCUCUGUGAAGAGCUGUGCAGCCUCAACCCUAUGAUGGACAGGCUGUCAUUUUCGGUGAUCUGGAAGUUGACUCCCGAAGGCAAGAUUCUCAGCGAGUGGUUUGGCCGAACCAUCAUCCGAUCCUGCGUGAAACUGAGUUACGACCACGCCCAGAGCAUGAUCGAAGAGCCCGGCAAGCGGCUCGGCCCAGAGGAGCUGCCCCCCGUGUCCCCAGAGCACUCAAUCGAGCAGGUCCACCGGGCGGUCUUGAACCUCCAUGGGAUCGCCAAGCAGCUGCGCAAGCAACGCUUUGCCGACGGAGCACUGCGCCUGGACCAGCUGAAGCUUUCCUUCACUCUGGACCAGGAGACCGGCAUGCCCCAAGGUUGUUACAUCUACCAGUAUCGGGACAGUAACAAGCUGGUUGAAGAAUUUAUGCUUCUGGCCAACAUGGCUGUGGCCCACCAAAUCCACCGCUCCUUCCCCGAGCAGGCCCUCCUCCGCCGCCACCCCCCUCCACAGAGCAAGCUGUUGAACGACCUGGUGGAAUUCUGCCACCAGAUGGGACUGGAUAUUGACUUCAGUUCAGCAGGGGCCCUCAAUGAAAGUCUGAACGAGAUGUUUGGGGAUGACAAGUAUGCAGCAGCCAGGAAGGAAGUCCUCACCAACAUGUGCUCCCGGCCCAUGCAGAUGGCUGUGUACUUCUGCUCGGGCGUGCUGAGGGAUCAGGAGCAGUUCCGGCACUAUGCCCUCAACGUGCCGCUCUACACCCACUUCACCUCACCCAUCCGCCGCUUUGCCGACAUCCUAGUGCACCGGCUCCUGGACGCCUCGCUCAGUCACAGGCAGCUACCAAACCUAGAGCCAGACGCCCUCCAGAAGCAGGCAGACCACUGCAAUGACCGCCGUAUGGCAUCCAAGAGAGUGCAAGAACUCAGCACCAACCUCUUCUUUGCGGUGCUGGUAAAGGAAAGCGGUCCUCUGGAGUCUGAGGCCAUGGUAAUGGGCAUCCUCAACAAGGCCUUCGACGUGCUGGUGCUGCGCUUUGGGGUGCAAAAGAGAAUCUACUGUAACACUCUGCCGCUGCUCGACUACCACUUCCAGAAGGUGGGGAAGAAGCCAAAGUUGACUCUUGUCUGGGAGCCUGAGAACCAGGAGGAAGAUGCCAUACACCAGGAGAUCAGCAUCUUCAGCCUGGUGGAUGUCGUGCUGAAGGCGGAGGACACGGCCCUCAAAUUCAGCGCCGCCCUGAAGAGGCCCGGGGGCGAGAAGGUGGCAGCCCAGAAGGACCAGCCAGAGUCAGAGCCGGAGCCAGAGGACCGGGAGUGAGGGCCGGGCUGGCGACAGCCAAGGCAGCACAGGGUUUUAGGAACAAGAGCUCAGCUUGACCCAGGGCUUUUUAAAGGGAAUUUUGAGCUUGUUUGCCGUUUGAAUUUUAACUCAACUUGAAGCCAGGAAAGGCCCCCAGGGAGCAGUGAUGGCUGAGGGGCGGGGAUAAUGCCCUUGUCCCUUCCUCCCUGGGCGGAUCUGCCCAUCCUUUCCAAGCCUCGGUCUGCCGGAUGCUCCCCGGGGGCUGGAGCCUGCCGGAGGGGGCAAGAGGGAAUACCAGCGGGUCCUGGGCAUCCGCAUCACAUAAUAAAAUCUGGUCAGUGGAGAGACA